AUGAUGGAAGAUAACGAGAAAGGAAACCCUCAAUUAUGUUCACUGUAUCCACCUACUAUGCAAGGAAAUGGACUAAUUGAUAUGUCAUCUAAUAUGGAAUGGACAGAUAUUGAGCAACAUGUCAAACAUGUGCAGAUAGGUGGAAUUUACUCUCCAAGUGAUUGUACACCUCGACAACAUCUUGCUAUUAUAAUUCCAUUUCGUAAUCGCGAAUAUCAACUUAAAAUGCUCUUACGUCAUCUUCAUCCAUUUUUACAACGACAAAAACGAUCCUAUAGAAUAUUUGUUGUUGAACAGUUCGGUAAUGGUACCUUUAACAAAGGUUUGAUCAUGAACGUGGCAUUUAAUCAUGCAUCAAAAAUAUCUGCACCAGUAUUCAAUUGUUUCAUGUUUCAUGAUGUUGAUCUUAUUCCUGAAAAUGACUAUAAUGUAUAUGAAUGUGAUCAACAUGGACCACGACAUCUAGCACCAGCAGUUGAUGAAUUGCGCUAUUUCUUAAUGUAUAAUGACUUAAUCGGUGGUGUUCUUGCUGUGACAAAAGACCAAUUCAUGAAAGCAAAUGGUUGGUCAAAUUUAUAUUGGGGUUGGGGAUUCGAAGAUGAUGAUAUGAAUCACAGAUUACGUCAUGCGGGUUAUCGUAUUAGUCGACCACCAAAUAGCAUUGGCCGUUAUAAAAUGAUUCGUCAUGAAAAACAAGUACCUGCAUCUAACAGAUAUGACGCACUAAUGUUCUUAAUACUUAUUCUUCAUUAUGCUCGACGGCUAGGUGCAUCGAUACUAAGAUGGGACCUUGCUUGGUUACCUCUGGGCUAUCAACAAGAAAAUGAUUCCUCGAUGUCAAUAGUUGUGGUUAAAUUUCUCGUAUCGAGUUUGCUUCUCUUUGGAUAUACAUGUCAAUUGUGUCUAACAACAGUGUGUACGCCAUCGAUAUAUUUAAAUUGGUUUCUCGUUGUUACUGAUUGUCGUUAUACCUACACAUAUUUACUUUCAAGUUAUACAUUCGCCGGUGGCGUUCUCAUAUCAUUAUCUUGGACAGUCAUAUCAUUUCUUCAUUUGGUUGUUCAUCGAUUCAGAAUUUAA
Rotaria sp. Silwood1 is the source of this 1080-nucleotide messenger RNA. The record is from the annotation of a GenBank genome assembly. Lineage: Eukaryota; Metazoa; Rotifera; Eurotatoria; Philodinida; Philodinidae.